This is a messenger RNA of Bufo gargarizans (Asiatic toad), 4265 nucleotides long. RefSeq names its product zinc finger protein 585A-like. The coding region runs from base 1552 to 4158 and encodes 868 amino acids. Lineage: Eukaryota; Metazoa; Chordata; Amphibia; Anura; Bufonidae. The transcript has 5 exons. Gene Ontology annotation, biological process: regulation of transcription by RNA polymerase II. The record is from RefSeq and is a predicted model, not a curated record. Gene Ontology annotation, molecular function: DNA-binding transcription factor activity, RNA polymerase II-specific; RNA polymerase II cis-regulatory region sequence-specific DNA binding.
UGAGCUCUUAGGGUUUUAUAGGGGGUCACCUAUAUGCUCCUUAGUUUGGGAUCAAGCCAGUCGUACGUUUAUUCAUAACUUCCAGCUAUCUGCAACUUCAUCCGUGACACUCCUCUCCAUUUGCGCACUGACUUUUAUGCCCCAUUUUGUGGGAGAGUAAGGGGGGUUGGCCCAGCCAAUAGCUAGCCAAGGGCUGCAAAGUGGGUGUUCCUGAAGGAGGGUUUGGGAGGGCUUGUUCGCCCCUCCCUGCUGCUGGCCAGGCCAGUUUUCCUGACUUAAAAAAAAAUGGCCCAUAACUUUGCCAGCGUAAUAAAUAUGAAAAAUCGUCCGCUUGUGCUGGGUCCACCAUGAAUUUAUGGACGAUUCCAUGGAUGACACCACACCUCUCUUCCCUCUAGGUAACUAGUACCCCAUUUCCCAGUCUGGGAAGACCCCAGAGCUGCCAAGUUUGGACUCUCCCGGUUCCUCUGGGUGAGAGGUGCAUUUUGAGCGUAGCUACAUUCAUAAUUCCAUAUAGCCCCAAUAUGCUUUUUGGGGUUCUCAGAGCACGGUUCACAUGUCUCUCCUUAUUCGCUCCCCUCUUCCAGCUCUCUCUGCUUCUGAUGUGUAAAUUGACCAGGCAGAAUGGAAGGGGGCAACUAGCAUGUGUUUAACUUUCGUGGUUUCAAAGUGGCCAGGAGACACAUGGUCUGGUUUUGUCCUUUUGAAGCUGUCCGAGGUGUGAAGUGAGCUCUGCGGGGGGUGAUUAAAGGUCUGUGGUCUACAAAGGGCUGCAGGAGCGGCCAUAUAUGGACGUACUGUUCCCUGGCUAGAAGUGGUUCAUUUUUUUAAACUGACAGUCAACCGGAUUCUACUCAUAAAACAUUUUUAUGAAUAAAAUCCGGGCGGGGACGUGACAUCGCGUCACAAUAGGCUCUUGAGGCAUCUGUUCUAAGGUGUGUAUAUUGUGGACAUGAGGUAUUUUGGCUCCUGAGUUAGGACUAGCUCCCUAGUAAUUGAUCAAUCAGAAGGGAGCCUGUCAGAAACCUGGCUCCUAGCUACAGCCUGGGACCAGAGAAAAAGUAGAACGGCAGACAAGUAACUUGUAGAUGAAGAUUGCCCGCAUUUGUGUGCACUACGAACAUGGGAAUUUCCUGUUGCUGUGCAGCAUAGGAACGUGCAGGUAGAUAUCCAUGGGAUGUAUUGUGGGCAGAAAUUUUUUUUCCCUUUUAAACACAUGACCGAUUGAUUUACUGUUUCUGAAGAGGACACUUCUUCUAAUACUUUUCCAAUAAUCCAUAAACAAAACAAAACCCCGCUCACCAGUUCCAGACUGCUUCACUGCUCUGCUUCAAUGUGCUUACAUAUCUAAAUAAGUUCAGCAUGAAAAAAACUUCUUCUCCUUUGUAAGUACAUAUAAAAAAUCCAUCUUUGGACUCAUCACUGCUUUUACCACUUAAUACACCUCCAACGCGUUUCUGAUGCACACUGUGUCCUUAGUCAUGACACUAAAAUUUUAGAUCUGCAGUGACUAUUAAGUCAUUGUGUGCUUGUGUCUCCACAGAUGGAUCCAUGAGGAGAAAUCCACCAGAGAGAUGUCCCCGUCCUCUGUAUUCCCAGGACUGUCCAGAGGAGAAGGUCCCAGAGAACCCUCAGAUGACAAACCAGAUGGAAGAUCUGAUUAUUAUUAAAGUGGAGGAUGAAGAAGAGUGGAUGAUGGGCGAUCCCCCGUGUAAGAGUGAUGUGGAGGAGGACAUUCCUGGACAUGUCGCUACAGGAAAUCCCAGGAAGAAUUCUGAAGGAAACUAUAUUUUACCACUAAAUUAUAAUGAAGAUGAAGAUAUCAUGCAGCACUCUUCAGGAGAAAACCUUAAUGUACAUCCAGGACUUCAGACUACAGAUCUAUCAUAUAAUCCCCUUAAUCAUCAAGAACCUUUUCCUGACCAAUCACAGAUUGUUACCACAACUAAAGGUCAGAAAGGGGAUAAAGGGUUUCACUGUGUUAAAGAGUUCACAAAAAGCUCAGGCCUUUCUACAGACAGAAGAUUUCACACAAAGGAGAAGCCAUACUCCUGUUCAGAAUGUGGAAAAUGUUUUACAGAUAAAUCAAAUCUUGUUAGACAUGAGAGAAUUCACAGAGGAGAAAUGCCGUAUUCAUGUUCAGAAUGUGGAAAACGUUUUACAGAAAAAUCUAAUCUUGUUAGACAUGAGAGACGUCACACAGGAGAGAAGCUGUAUUCAUGUUCAGAAUGUGGGAAAUGUUUUACAGAUAAAUUAUGUCUUGUUACACAUAAGAGAAGUCACACUGGAGAGAAGCCAUAUUCAUGUUCAGAAUGUGGAAAAUGUUUUACCGACAAAUCAAAUCUUGUUAGACAUGAGAGAUAUCACACAGGAGAGAAACCGUAUUCAUGUUCAGAAUGUGGGAAAUGUUUUACUCGGAAAUCAUAUCUUGUUACACAUGAGAGAAUUCAUAAAGGAGAGAGGCCAUACUCCUGUUCAGAAUGUGGGAAAUGUUUUACAGUUAAAUCACAUCUUGUUAUACAUGAAAAAAGUCACACAGACGAGAAGCCAUAUUCAUGUUCAGAAUGUGGGAAAUGCUUUACACAUAAAUCACAACUUGUUAUACAUGAAAGAAGUCACACAGGAGAGAAGCCAUAUUCAUGUUCCCUUUGUGGGAAAUGUUUCGCACAGAAAUCAAAUCUUGUUAAACAUCAGAAAUUUCACACAGGAGAGAAACCAUAUUCAUGUUCAGAAUGUGGGAAAUGUUUUAGACAGAAAUCACAUUUUUAUAGACAUCAGAGAUUUCACACAGGAGAGAAGCCAUAUUUAUGUUCAGAAUGUGGGAAAUGCUUUACAGAUAAAUCAAGUCUUGUUUUGCAUAAGAGAAGUCACACAGGAGAGAAGCCGUAUCCAUGUUCAGAAUGUGGGAAAUGUUUUACACGAAAAUCAAAUCUUGUUACACAUGAGAGAAUUCACACAGGAGAGAAGCCGUAUUCAUGUUCAGAAUGUGGGAAAUGUUUUAGAGACAAAUCAAGUCUUGUCACACAUGAGAGAAUUCACACAGGAGAGAAACCAUAUUCUUGUUCAGAAUGUGGGAAAUGUUUUACAGAUAAGUCAUAUUUUGUUAGACAUGAGAGAUUUCACACAGGAGAGAAGCCAUAUUCAUGUUCACUUUGUGGAAAAUGUUUUACUGAUAAAGCACAUCUUGUUAUACAUCAGAGAACUCACACAGCAGAGAAGCCGUAUUCAUGUUCAGAAUGUGGGAAAUGUUUUACACGGAAAUCACAUCUUGUUAAACAUGAGAGAAUUCACAGAGGAGAGAAGCCUCAGCCAUACUCCUGUUCAGAAUGUGGGAAAUGUUUUACAGUUAAAUCACAUCUUGUUAGACAUGAAAGAAGUCACACAGGAGAGAAGCCAUAUUCAUGUUCAGAAUGUGGGAAAUGCUUUACACACAAAUCAAAUCUUAUUAUACAUGAGAGAAGUCAUACAGGAGAGAAACCAUAUUCAUGUUCAGAAUGUGGGAAAUGUUUUACACAAAGAUCACAUUUUCAUAGACAUCAGAGAUUUCACACAGGAGAGAAGCCAUAUGUAUGUCCAGAAUGUGGGAAAUGUUUUACACAGAAAUCAAAUCUUGUUACACAUGAGAGAAGUCACACAGGAGAGAAGCCGUAUCCAUGUUCACAAUGUGGGAAAUGUUUUACACAGAAAUCAAAUCUUGUUACACAUGAGAGAAGUCACACAGGUGAGAAGCCGUAUUCAUGUUCAGAAUGUGGGAAAUGUUUUCGAGACAAAUCAAGUCUUGUCACACAUGAGAGAAUUCACACAGGAGAGAAACCAUAUUCUUGUUCAGAAUGUGGGAAAUGUUUUAUAGAUAAGUCAUAUUUUGUUAGACAUGAGAGAUUUCACACAGGAGAGAAGCCAUAUUCAUGUUCACUUUGUGGGAAAUGUUUUAUUGAUAAAGCACUUCUUGUUAGACAUCAGAGAACUCACACAGCAGAGAAGCCAUAUUCAUGUUCAGAAUGUGGGAAAUGUUUUACAAGGAAAUCACAUCUUGUUAAACAUGGGCUAAUUCACACAGGAGAGAAGCCAUAUUCAUGUUUAAAAAUUGGGAAAUGUUGUACAGAAAAAUCUGAUCUUGUUACACAGGAGAGAAGCCGUAUUAAUGUUCAGAAUGUAUGAAAUGUUUUAUAGAUAGAUUUGUUAGACAUGAGACAGGUCACACAGGAGAAAAAUCAUAUUCAUGUUUAGAAUGUGAGAAAUGUACAGAUAAAUCAGAUCUUGGUAGA